Cydia strobilella is the source of this 5917-nucleotide messenger RNA. It is a transcript of the gene RanBPM, whose product is annotated as ran-binding protein 10. Gene Ontology annotation, cellular component: cytoplasm; nucleus. The coding region runs from base 116 to 1831 and encodes 571 amino acids. Gene Ontology annotation, molecular function: protein binding. Lineage: Eukaryota; Metazoa; Arthropoda; Insecta; Lepidoptera; Tortricidae. Gene Ontology annotation, biological process: proteasome-mediated ubiquitin-dependent protein catabolic process. The transcript is spliced from 14 exons. The record is from RefSeq and is a predicted model, not a curated record.
GGUUUUGUCUAUAGUCAUGGCUGCAGUGCUGCCACCUGUGGGACGAUAGAUGUAAUGUAGUGGAUGUGACGUCAUUGACAUUACUCUACUGUCCGACGGGAAUGGGAAAUCAGAAAUGGCUGCGAUAGGUAGUGGACGGGGAACGAUGGAUUCCCAAAAUCAAGUGCAAAGUGAUACAACUGUAGACCGUUUAAAAUUACUUUAUCCAAAUGUGAAUGAAGAAGAAACCCCUUUGCCGCGAUCAUGGAGUGCCAAGGACAAGUUCAGCUACAUCGGGCUGUCGCAAAAUAAUCUCCGAGUGCACUACAAAGGUGGGACGCAGGGUCCGGGACGAAGACCCCACCUGCCAUAUCUCCACUUACGCCUCUGGAUGUAUCGCCAUGGCAAAACACACAAGGACGCGGCGAGUGUCCGCGCCACACACCCCAUACCUGCAGCCUGCGGGCUGUACUACUUCGAGGUGCGGAUCGUGUCCAAGGGUCGCGACGGGUACAUGGGCAUCGGCCUGUCGGCGCACGGAGUCAACAUGAACAGACUGCCAGGUUGGGACAAGCACUCAUACGGCUACCAUGGCGACGACGGGCACUCGUUCUGCUCGUCCGGCACCGGCCAGCCGUACGGGCCCACGUUCACCACCGGCGACGUCAUCGGCUGCGGCGUCAACCUCGUCGACAACACCUGCUUCUACACCAAGAACGGCCACCAUCUGGGCAUCGCCUUCCGGGGCCUGCCGCCCAACCUGUACCCGACGGUGGGCCUGCAGACGCCGGGCGAGGUGGUGGACGCGAACUUCGGGCAGCAGCCGUUCGUGUUCGACAUCGAGGACAUGCUGCGCGAGCUGCGCGCGCGCACCCGCCUCACUAUAGACGAGUUCCCGCUGCCCGACGCGCAGGGUCAGUGGCAGCAGGUGUUGCACAGGAUGGUAUCCACAUACCUGGUGCACCACGGGUACUGCAGCACAGCCACCGCCUUCUCCCGCGCCACCGGACAGCCCAUACAAGAAGACAUACAGUCCAUUAGGAACAGACAGAAAGUAUCGAAGUUAGUGUUAUCGGGUCGCAUCGGCGAAGCGGUGGAACUCACUCGGAAACUGUACCCGGGACUCCUGGAGCGGGAGAAGGAGCUUCUGUUUCUUCUGCAGUGCAGGCAGUUCGUGGAGAUGGUUAACGGCACGGAGCAGGGGGAGGCCGGUGCGGCGCUGGCGGAGAACGGCGCCAGCAACGGCGUGGCCACCUCCGUCAUCUCGCACACCAGCCGCGCGCCCAGGCACACCAACGGAGUGUCCUCGGGCGGGUCUCGGGCGGGGAAGGACUCGGACGUGGAGAUGUCGCCGGAGCCCGACCCGCACGACCCCGCCGCGCACGCGCACGCGCACGCGCACGCGCACGACCCCAACGGUGCGGAGCCGGUCAAGGGCAUGCCCGGCGUCACGGCCAGCGUGCACCAGCUCAUGCCAGACUUCCACAAGGACGCAGAGGGUUGCGGCAACCGCGCCUCCGUGGAGAGGAUGCUCGCUUUCGGACGCGAACUGUACGCGGCCAGCCAGAAGCUGAGCCAGGACAACUACCACAAAGCCAUGCUGGAAGACGCGUUUAGUUUAUUGGCGUAUAGUAAUCCAUGGGACAGCCCCGUGGGUUGGCAGCUUCAGCCCGUGAGGCGCGAGGCGGUGUGCGAGGCGCUCAACUCUGCCAUAUUAGAAUCAAUGGGCAUGCAGUGGACGUCGCCGGUGGAGGCGUGCGUGGCGCACUCGCGCGCGCUGCUGCGCCGCAUGUCGCGCGCCGGCCUCGGCGCAUGCGCCUUCGCCGACCUGCCCGCCCUCCUGCGCCGCUGACUGUACCCGCCCGGGGCCACACCUACACACCGCGGCCGGACAGGAGCCGGGCGCCGCCCCCGCGCCCCCCGCGCCCCUCGCGCCCCCCGCGCCCCCCCUCCCCGGUAGCGGCCAUCAGGGCCGUGAGGAACGAUCCAGUGUUUAAUAACACCUAUUAUUCUAUUAAUGUCACACUUUUCACAUGUACCUAGCUGUUGACUUGGCUGUUAGUACGAUUUUCUCGGAGGAUGCAAAAUGCUCAAUAACACUUCUUGUGUUCAAGUUAUUACACACUGGAUCGUUCCGAUAUAAUGCCGACUUUACUUUCGAUUGCAUAAUGUAGUAAAAGCGACACAAUUUUUUAAACCUCUUCCCGUUUGCCCCUGCCGCAUGUGUUAAUUGUUCCCAUUAGACGCUAAAGAGUGGGAAUAAAUAGAAAUAGGCCUUCCGGAGUCAUACAAUUGAUCAAAAACGUAGCCAAAAUAAGUUUUUUAAGAAAAUUCAUUAAAAAAUGUUAAUUGGAAAUUCCUGUAGUUUGGUAAAAGAAAGAAGGUUUUGAACUGACAAUAAAAUUAUUAUAGCCCAAGGAAACAUUACAUAACUCUUUAGCUAUCUCAUUCCUCAUAAUUACAAUAUACUUUCAUCAGAGAAAAUUAACAAAGAAAGAAGCGCAAGUCAGAUUUAUGAAAGUGAAAGCUAUAUGUAUAUGACGGUAUCUUUGGAAAAUUGAUUUAUUAAUUUAAAUCUUUGUCAGAAAAACAGUUUUUUUUGUCAUAAAAAAAUAACUACAUACUUUCAACCCGUUCAGUCGCCAUCACAUAUAUCGGAGCGGCCCAGGUUCUCAAAAAUAUCUAAACGCACUUUAACGUCUUUUUAAUAGUCUCUCAGUUCAGAUAUUUGUGAACACCUCGGCCGCUCCGAUAUAACCGAUAAAGGCCUAUAAAAAACAGUAAAUUAUGGAUAGAACUAUUUGUUCUGCAAAUUUAAACAAAAACUUUUACUUCAAUAUGCAAUCUCAGGCGUGGACAAUGUGACGUGCGGGGGAGAAGAAGCCGAGUGACUUUGUAAAUAAAGAUCAAUUUACCUUAACGAAUUAACGCACACUCAAUGCCUUAAGUGACGUGUGAAGUGAACAAGUGAGUGAAGGACUUUACGAGUACGAGUGAUCGAUGUGGUUUAUUUUUAAAUAAUGACUGCGCUGGUUACGGUGAAUCUAGAAUUGGUGAUACGUGAGAUAUUUUAACAUAUUUUAUAUUAAUAGUUGGUACAAAUAUCAAUACACUGCACAUUUUAUUUCAUGUAUCGGGAAGAGGUAACUUUUUGCUGUCAAAAUUAUUGACAGAAAAAUUAGAUAUCGAUAUCCGAGAAAGUGGUACCAUUUGCCUGAGAACACAUGUGGAUGUAAAAAAGCUGUAUUAUUUUUCAUUAUAGUGUUGAUUUUGAGAUAAAAUGAGAUUUCUUUGAAUUUACCCUAACAGCAGCUCUUAUAUAGGCUACAAAUUCUACAAGUCCAGAUUACUUAUUCUAGAUUCACCAGCAGCCUCCUUGUAAUAAUAAAUAAUAGCGUUGGUCCAUAUUGUUGGUUCGUCAAUCAAUUUUUGUAUAAGUUUUAUGCGUAGGUAUAGACUGGCGAGCGCCAGUCGCAACUCCCAGUCGCACAACGCUGCAGUCGCGUUUACAACUUAAACAUCAUUUCUAUAAAAGCUAAAGACGAAUAAAUAAGUUUUUUGACAAAAAUUUAAUUUUUGAUACAAGCUUAUUGCUGACUGCACUUCUCUUUCAACAGGCACUCAUCGAGACAAUUCUAUCAAACCCAAACACAAUUAGGUUGCGUUGUUUUACCACAGAGUUCCUAUGGCCACCUUCUGUCUCCAUCAAACCACUUCGAUGGUACCAUAAUAUCGCAUUGUCACACAACUUACAUAUGUGUGUGAAGUUUUAUUUCGUCGUCAUAUCGUCCAUUUGACUUAUGGCUCAGUUUCAUUGGUCGAUAGGGCCCCGCAUGCGGGGUGCGGGUGAUUUCCAAAAUGUAUGCCAUAGGGCCCGCAUUCGGGGAACUGUUUUAAUUGGUCGAUAGGGCCCGCAUGCGGGGUGCGGGAGAUUUCUAAAACGCUUGCUAUUAUGAGUUUCACUAGUCGUUACACCGCCUUACCGCCCGCGGGGAGUCGGAACUAUCGACUUGUGAGUUUCACUAGUCGUUAUACCGCCUUCGGGAAAUCCUCCAAUGAAACUGAGUCAUUAAGGGGUUAAAAUAAAGUUGAAUGAGAAUACAAUAGUAUAACUUAGUUUGCCAUAAUCAGUUUUUGUUUGUAAUAUUAGCACCAAUGUGACUGCAUGCGUUGUGCGUCCGGCUGUACGUGCAUAGUGUAAAGAUAUAUUUAACAAGAGAAGGACAGAGCGUAGAAUAAAGCAGCGAUAGAGCGGGCGGGGCCUAACGUCGGUGAAAUAGUGAGGCGUUUUCUUCAUUUAUAUAUCAUAUGGUUAUGUAAAUUAACACCGAAAUAUAAGACUAAAACAUAAAAUGGGUCAAUAUCACUGGCGCUUCUAACGAUUAAUUUCAAUUUGUAUCAAUUGAUGUAUGUAAAAAUAUGUUUUUUAUGUCUAAAUAAAUGCGAACGGUAUGACAAUGGCUUAUUUCAUACAUAUUUUGAGAUAUGCGUGAUUAUAAAUUAACGGUCUCAUAUCUGUCUACGAAUACCUAUGAAAUGUGUUCAUAACGAUAGUUAAUAAUUAAAACAAAUGUGUAAUCAAUAAUCGUACUUUGGCUGGGUCUGUUUGUUUGUAUAAAUUUUUAUAAAACCCAGAAUAGCUAAGUAUAUUAACAUACGUACAUACGUUAUCCUUUUGAACGUCAAUAACAUCUAAAGUGGUAGUAAGCUAUCGUAUAGUUUCUAUAUUUGUCAAACUAAGCUUACACUAAUUUGUAUCUUCUCAAUUUGCAAUAAUAGAUAUGAAUUAACUAAUUAAGCGACGUUCAAUUGUUUAUAUAAGAAAAUAUUAUUCAACCUUAAAGAAAUCGCUUUAUUACCUUAAGUCAGACGCGAGCCCCGCCAAGAUUAACAUAGUUAUAUGGUACGCCAGAAUCCCGCGUGUAUAUGCUUAGUAUAGUGCUGCCCUCGCUCCGCGUCAUAUAUCGCAGGCGCAUGGUUUCCCGAUGUACCGCGGGGGCUAUUCCGCUCUGCGUCGAUGUCGAUGUCGCGGCUGCUCCGGGGGCGGGGGCGGGGGCGGGGGCGGGGGCGGGGGCGGCGGCGGCGGCGGCGACGCGCUGCAGAGAUCGAAACCAGCAAUAAAUUGGGGCGUUUUUAGAAAGUUUCUUAUUAGACCUUUGGAAAUGUUAUUUAUACUUCAAAAUACUCGUAUAUUUUAUUUGUUAUCUUAAUUUACGUUCUUUAAAAGCUAUUACAUUAUAUUUACCUAUUUUACUGACCUGUAAAACAUUAACUUUUACCAAUAAAUGUCUUGUAUCUUGUAUUUGGAAGAAUAGAAAAACGACAGCAAUCAAUGUCAUUGUCGGUCGGACUAGCAUCUCGAAAUUAUAACUACAACAAUUUGCUAAUAAAUCAUAGUUGCCAACAAACAAAGUAAUAUAGUUCUUACUGUUCUAAUCUUGGCAGUUAGAGAUACGGGUGCAAUGCUGAUACCUACAUAUAAACCUUCCUCUUGAAUCACUAUCUAUUUUUAAAAAAAACCGCAUCAAAAUCCGUUGCGUAGUUUUAAAGAUCUAAGCAUACACAGGGACAGACAUCCAUCCAGACAGCAAGAAUAGUAUACAUAGUGACUAGUAUGAUAUUAAAGGAUCAUGAUCUCUCCUACUGGUUAAAUUCGAUUUAUUUUCUCCAAUUAUAAAUAAAUAACCAUAACAUUUACAAAACAUAAAAUAAUAAUAAAACCUAUCUCUAAAAACGCCCUCUAGCUUUGUGUGUAAACUUGUAACUAUGUAUAACGAAGCUUCAUGUAUAUAUCAGCGUGUUGUAUGUACUGUACGCUUGUCGUGUCGUGUCCGUGUCGUGCCGUGCGACGCGCCGCCGCCGGGACUGUAAAUGAUCCACAAUAUUGUUCUUAUAUUGUAUUGUUUUCUUUUUUAAUAAUAUAUUGUGUUUAAACGGC